AUGCCAGAGCCAGUGUGUUGCAACUCUCAGAAGUGCCCGGAGCCUUGCUGCCAGAAGACAGUUGGUCAACAAGGUUAGUCAAUUUUCUUAGGACUCCUCACGAAAUUAAUUUACACAAGAUUUCAUAAGGUAAAAAAUCGUAAUUUUGCGAUUUGAAGAGGACAAGCCACGGAAUGUCUUUUCCACGCUUUCCCUGCCCUCACAAACUUUCGUACUCUAUCCGCUAUAAGGCCAUUUAAUAUCGAUUGGACCUGCAAAGUGCGAGCUAAAUUUUUUAGGAAUUGAAGCGCGUCCUAGGUACAGACAAUGGGUGUAUGUGAGGGAACCUAAACGCCGUUACUGUGAUUACAACUCAUAGGUUACAAAAAACUCUUUUGUACUCUAUGCUAUUACCGUUUUCAGUCCAACACUGCGUCUGCUUGGAUGGCGAAUGUGUAAAGGUUGAUUGCGUCGCCGUCUGUUGCAAGCCCAAGUCUGAAUGUGGAGCUGGAUGUUUCACCGCUCCAAGCCAAAAGUGCCGUUGCUGCUGA
This is a messenger RNA of Bursaphelenchus xylophilus (pine wood nematode), 530 nucleotides long. The record is from the annotation of a GenBank genome assembly. NCBI's taxonomy places the organism in Eukaryota, Metazoa, Nematoda, Chromadorea, Rhabditida, Aphelenchoididae.